Capronia epimyces CBS 606.96 is the source of this 1191-nucleotide messenger RNA. RefSeq lists its product as uncharacterized. The transcript has a single exon. NCBI's taxonomy places the organism in Eukaryota, Fungi, Ascomycota, Eurotiomycetes, Chaetothyriales, Herpotrichiellaceae. Gene Ontology annotation, molecular function: GPI-anchor transamidase activity. The coding region runs from base 1 to 1191 and encodes 396 amino acids. The record is from RefSeq and is a predicted model, not a curated record. Gene Ontology annotation, biological process: proteolysis; protein localization to cell surface; attachment of GPI anchor to protein. Gene Ontology annotation, cellular component: GPI-anchor transamidase complex.
AUGCGGCUCUCACCGUUCCUAUGUGCGCUGUUGUCCAUAGUGACGGCCGCGUGUGCCGCUCACACGUCGAAUUGGGCAGUUCUCGUUUCGACGUCUCGCUUCUGGUUCAAUUACCGCCAUCUCGCCAAUACCUUGUCCCUGUACCGAACAGUCAAACGGCUGGGCAUUCCUGACUCCCAGAUCCUCCUCCUCCUCCCGGACGACAUGGCAUGCAACCCGCGAAACGCGUUUUCCGGAACGGUCUACUCCAACGCAGACAGGCGCAUGGACCUGUAUGGCGAGAACGUCGAGGUCGACUACCGUGGCUACGAAGUGACGGUGGAGAAUUUCAUUCGCUUGUUGACCGACCGAUGGGAAGAGGGCGUGCCAGCCAGCAAGAGACUGCAGACGGACGAGGGAAGCAAUAUCCUCAUCUACAUGACCGGGCACGGUGGGAGCGAGUUUCUCAAGUUUCAGGACAGCGAGGAGAUCUCCAGUUGGGACCUCGCCGACGCCUUUUCACAGAUGAGGGAGAAGAAGAGAUAUAAUGAGAUGCUGUUCAUGAUCGACACGUGCCAGGCCAACACGAUGUACCGACAGUUCUACGCUCCGGGAAUCAUUGCCACGGGCUCGUCGGAGGAGGACGAGAGCUCAUAUUCCCACCACGCCGACAACGACGUCGGUGUGGCCGUGAUCGAUCGCUGGACGUACUACGUGCUGGAGUUUCUCGAGACCCAGGUCAGCGGUCCGACUUCGGACAAGACUCUCGGCGACCUCUUUGACAGCUACGACGUCGACAAAAUCCAUUCCAACCCGGGUGUCAGGUGGGAUUUGUUUCCUGGAGGAGAGCAAGCCGGUCGGAGUCGAAGGGUGGUGGACUUCUUCGGCAAUGUUCAGAGCGUCGAGAUUCAGGGCAACCGGUCAGACCGGGAGCUCUUGAGAGACGAUCUUGAAGGCCUGAGGCGUCUUGUCCACGAGUAUGAGGCAUUCGCUACCACGCAAGAAUCCAACGCCACGGAAAUGUCGGACGUUUUGCAGCGCAGAACCGAAAGCGCGAGCAAGAAGGGAUCCAAUCAGUGGACGAAGGAGACGCAAAAUCCAGUGGGGAGAAUGAAGACAUCUGAAACAACCCAGUGGACUCGCCGGGUGGGAGGAGCCACUGUCCUUUCAGGACUUGCAGCGUUGUGGUACUUUGCCCCGAAACUGGUGUGA